CAAAUUGUAAUAAAUGUAGAUACACAUUAAAUUAUAUAUAAGAAUGCUGAAGCUUGCUUAUUUACACCCAUCAUACUUGUAGUGUUGCCAAAACGCAACACACGAUCUCACUUUUAGCUGGCUUCUGUUCAUAUAGUUCAUUUAUUACAAUGGGGUUCGAAGAAAUAAUGGGGAAGAUGUCCCGUAAAAAGCCGGCACAUAUCAUCUUGGCCCAGGAAGCCGUCCACGAGGAAUCCGGCAUUGUUAAGUUAUCUCUGUUCGAUCUAUUGUGCAUCGGAAUUGGAUGCACAAUCGGAAGUGGUGUGUUUGUGUUGACUGGUGAUGUGCUCACAGUCUCCGGACCUUCUGCUGUAGUGUCAUGGCUGAUUGCUGGGUUUAUCUGUCUGCUCUCGGGAUUUAGUUACAUGGAGCUGUCGUCGCGUGUGCCCACAUCUGGGUCUUGUUAUUCCUACGCCUACUUCGGGCUUGGAGAAGCGAUGGGUUUUCUGGGAGGCAUCUGCCUUACUCUCGAAUACGGUAUCUCUGGUGCCGGUGUAGCCCGUUCAUGGUCUGCUAAGAUUAUCUACACGGUAGAGAACUUCACUGGAUACUCUAUGUCAUACUUCCAUAUUGACUAUCCCGGAAAUGACGGCGACAUUGAUGCCUACGUUGAUCUUCUCGCGGGUAUCGUCAUGGCACUGUCUGUAAUUAUUCUCGCUGUGGGUCUGAAGAUGGGUAAGGUUGUUAUCAACGCCUUCACUAUUGCCAAGGUGUGCCUGGUGACCUUUAUGAUCAUUUGUGGAUUGGCGUCGUGGACCCAGUCGGGCUACGGCUUCGACGCCUACAGUUCCACCGAUGAGUUCCUGCCCUUCGGAAUUGGUGGUAUGCUUUUGGGUGCAUCCAAAUUGUUCUUUGGCUUCAUCGGCUUCGAUGAGGUUGCCUGUCUAGCUGGACGUUCCAACAACCCUCGUAAGACCAUGCCUUUGGCUAUUGGCGGUACUCUUCUUGCCGCUACCGUUAUCUCUACUCUCGCCCAGUUUGCCUUGGGUGGUGCAGUCAUUCCCUGCGAAACUCACCCGACCUGGGAUGCAGAGAACCCUGACGCCGCGCCAUGUUCUGAGAUUCCUUCUUUCUCGGAGGCCUUCCUAUUGGUCGGUUGGACAUGGGCAUCCUAUAUUGUCGCCUGGGGAGAAGCUAUUCUGCUACCCAUUGUAGUUCUGCUUUCCUUCAUUGCGCAGCCCGAGCUUAUGGCUGCUAUGGCCAUUGAUGGUAUGCUUCCUAUCAUCUUUGCCAAGGAGAACAAGGAGGGUAACUUGACUAUGGGAACAAUCAUCUCCGGUAUUGCCAUGACUCUCAUUGCCAUGUUGGUACCUUUCGAUAUUCUCUGGGAUAUGAUCUCUCUGGGUGUACUGCUAUCGUUCUGUAUCACAAACACAUCUCUUAUCGCGGUUCGUCUCUCCGGUAGCAACGGAAACACCAAGGUUACUGGAUGUCUGUUAUAUGUCUGGGUCGCUGGCUUCAUCUCCGCUUACAUGCUCUGGAAGGGUUACCUCGAGGAGUACUUCAACAUCGAUAUCCCCGAUGACGAGAAAGACUUGAACGAUGUUAUUCUGUGGAUUGCUGUUGCACUGGCUGCCUCUGUUGUUGGUAUCUUAAUCAUAAUGAGCUUCAUGUUCAAGGAAACAGAUGAGUCCAAGGCUGAGAAGGGACGUGUGUUCCGAUCGCCCCUUGUGCCUCUUCUACCCGGAAUUGGUAUCUACCUUAACGCCUUCCUGAUGUCUCAGAUCUCCUGGAUGAACCUUCUUUACUUGGUUUGCGCCAUCGUAGCGGGUUACCUAUGGUACUUCGCAUAUGGAAUCAGGAACUCGGCCAGAGAAUUCGAUGAUGAUGCGUCUUCAGAUUUGCCUAAGGGACGUCACUCUAGACGACCCUCCGAAUACAUCGCUGACGCGCUUACUGGAGAGACACACAAGAAAGACCUUGAUGACAUGGACAUGGCCGAAUCGCAGGUCGAGCUUGACGAGAAAUAAGUUGGAAGGUCAAGCAAGGAACCUUAAUAGUAAAUAGAUGUGACAUAUACCUACUGGAAAUAUCGGUUUGGCGGGCGGGCGAUAUGUGAAUGUUUUACGUCAUCCACUGUCAGUCGAAAGAAUAAAACGAAUUUAGGAUUGCAUCA
Messenger RNA from Sphaeroforma arctica JP610, 2155 nucleotides. RefSeq lists its product as hypothetical. Gene Ontology annotation, cellular component: membrane. Bases 150 to 2009 code for a protein of 619 amino acids. The transcript has 3 exons. Lineage: Eukaryota; Ichthyosporea; Ichthyophonida. Gene Ontology annotation, biological process: transmembrane transport; amino acid transport. Gene Ontology annotation, molecular function: amino acid transmembrane transporter activity. The record is from RefSeq and is a predicted model, not a curated record.